AGGUACUCCUUCGUGUCGAGUGUCAGUGUCGCGCUGCCAGGGCCGCAAACCGCAAACAAGGCAGCUGCGUCGGGCCCCGCACCUGCCAGGCCCCGCACCCCUACACGCAUAAGGGGCCCCGCACCCUGAACUGUUGCAAGCACACCGAAGGAGGCCAUUAUUGCGUCACUGCCUUGGGCUCCGUGCUGAGUAACACCGUCCCUGCUCGCCUCGGACCGCUGGAAUAGCCUCCGAAGCCCUGCCGCCCCUCCUCCCAGCAGCUCCCGACGACGCAAGGCCUCAGGAGACAGCCACGAGGAGCCGCGCAGACCCUCAGGCCGCGACGAGCCCAGCACGGCCACCUGCGGCAAGAUGGCGCACCAAUUGGAGCAGCUGUUGACCUGCUGCAUCUGCCUCGACCGCUUCCGGAACCCCAAGCUGCUGCCAUGCCAACACUCGGUGUGCAUGGAGCCCUGCAUGGAGGGCCUCGUCGACUAUGUGCGACGACAGGUCAAGUGCCCGGAGUGUCGCGCCGAGCACCGCAUCCCCUACAACGGCGUCCAAGGCUUCCCCUCCAACGUCACCCUCCAGCGGUUCCUCGAGGCCCACAUAGAAAUUACGGGCGAGACUCCGGACCCACACACGGGCCAGUACAUGGAGAGGUGUAAUGUUUGCAACGAGAAGAACUACCUCUCCGUGUGCGCUCACUGUGACAAGAAAAUCUGCGAAGACUGCAAGGCGGCGCACUCCGACAUCCUCAAGAGAGAGAUUGGCCGCAUCAACAACCAGGUGAAGCGUGCGGCCCACCGCCUCAACGACCAGCUGUCCACGGUGGAGAGAAACAUCGUGUCGCUGAAGCAGAACACACACAGCGUCAGCGAGGAGAUUGAGAACAUCUCCAAGCGGCUGCAGAAGUCAGUCAAGGACCGGUGCUCCUUCCUCAAGUCCGAGGUUGAGAACUACUACACUGUGGAGCUCAAGAACCUGAACACCCUGAAGGAGAGCCUGGACCAGGAAGUGUCCAACAUCAACGCCAACAUUGACUUGGCGGAGAAACACAUGGACGACAACACGCCCUGGGACGAUGCCGAGCUCAUGGACACCAAGGACAUCUUCCUCAAGACCAUGGAGUUCAUACGAAGCUUCGACUAUGAGGCCGGAGACUACAGCAGGAGGGCGAGAUUCAACCCUCCCGAUGAUCUCAACAAGCUGGUGUCGAGCCUGACCAGCCUGGGCGACCUGAGCUUCAGUUCCUCCAACAAGGCGAGCGACAACUAUGGCCUGUCCCCGUCCCUCGGCUCGGGCCUCAUGAAGAGCAAGAGCGACCACCGACUGGCAGCUCAGUUCCGGGACCAGGAGGAUGCCUACGGCUACUCAGGCAGGACCUCACCACUCAUGCGCAGACGCUUUGGGGAGAGGACCGUGGAGAGGCACGACGAGGAUUCCCCGGCUGACUCUGGGCGGCGGCGCUUCCGGUCAAGGUUCAUGCGAAAAGAGGAAGACGAGGACCGCUCGGUGCGCUUCUCCGAAGAGGAAGGUCCCAAGCGACAGCGAGUCUUUGACACCGAGGACGUCUCGCGCGGGCCACUCUCUGGCAUCGUUCGGCUCUUCGACUCACCACGCGUAAUGAAGCGCUUCCAGGAGCGAGACCAACUCAAGAACAAGAAGAAGGAGGAGCCGCCCCCCAAGCCCCCCCAGCCCAGCCUGCCCAAGCCGCCCGUCACGCCCCUCCAGCGCAAGACCUCGCGCCAGACAAGCGAGGACGAGAUAGACAAGAUAAAGAAGCAGAACAAGUCCGAGGCAUCAUCAUCCUCGGCAGGAGCGGCGGCGGCCAGCCCCAUCAGCAGCUCUACCCCCUCCACCCCUUCCACCCCCACCACUCCCAAGCCUGCCGGGGAGCGUGUGUCCUCCAUCAGGGAGGACACGCGCCAGAGCCGCAGCGACCGCACCUCCACCUCCCCGCGGUCGUCCGCCAACCACUCCCCCACGUCCUCCGUCACCCGUGAGGAUGACUCCACCCGGAGGCGUGGCGACACCUCCACCUCGGCCACCACGGCCUCCAGUCGCUCCGCCGCCCCAUCCCGCAAGACCAGCGUGGACACCGGCGUGACCAGCGUGGCGCAGCGCUCCUACCCCUUCAGCCGCUCCUCCUCCAACUCAUCCGUCGGUGACAAGGACAAGAGUGCCAGCGGCGGGGGCAGCGGUGGCGGCAGCGGCAGCGGCACGCGCACGCCGCGGCAGCUGGACACUGCCAGCUAUGAGCGGCGGCUGAGCCGCUCCAACAGCACUGACAGCAACAAGUCUGCUGAGGGCACCACGUCCCCCAAGAAGCCCACGGGUGCCGCCUUUUCAACCGAGGAGCUCAAAAACCGCUUCUCGAGGCAGGACUCCCGGCCGUCCACCUCCAAGGCGGAGGCGACGGGACGCUCCGGGGAAUCGGGCAGGUCGCGCUUCCAGUCGCGUUUUUUAGGCCGAGCCGGUACUCCUUCAGUAGAGGCCUCGAAGGAAUCAGAGAAUGAUGACGACGAUGAAACUACAGAUGAUUCCGAGUCCGAAGAGAGUGAAGAGUCUUCCGAUGAAGAGGAGGAGGAGGAGGAGGAGGAAGAGAAGACCACCACCACCACCACCACUACCACCACCUCACGCUCUCGACCGGACAUUGGGCCCUUACUGGGGAGGAGUGCCCAGUCUCGCGAUGUAGGCAGUAGUAGUACUAGCACUAGUUCACGGUGGGGCGACAGGAGCUCCUACCCGCCCGCCACCUCCAGCAGCAGCGGAGAGUCCGGCUACAGCAGCAGGUACGGCAGCAGCAGCGACACCAGCAACGGCAGCACCACCAGCAGCCGCUACGGUGCCUCCAGCAGCAUGAGCAACGACUCCGGGGUGGGCAGCGCACUGAGCCAUCGCCGGCCCUCCUACGUGGAGAGCAAGCCUCCCACCAAGGAGAAGGAGGAAGACUUUGAAUCCAAGUACCCUUACUCCAGCAAGUACCUGAACCGCUCCAAGCCCGCCGAGGAGGAGCCAAAGUCCAACUUCCACAGCCGCUUCCUCAACAGGUCCAAGAGCUCGGCCGUGCUGGGCCCCGACGACAACACGGACGACUCCUCGUCCGGCGCGACGCACGGCACCAGCCGCGCUCGCUUCGAGGAGCUGAAGGAGCGGCGGCAGCGGCUGGCACGAAGCAGGAGUUCUGCCGGCCUGGAGGACGAGGACAGCGCCGCAGCGGACACCUCCUCCUCCGCUUCCAACUACCGCUCCCGCUAUGGCCGAGACACCUCCUCACCUUCCUCGCGCUCUGGAGCAGCGGCCUCACCCGCCAGCGGCACCAGUGGCGGCGGAGGCAGUGAAGAAGGCGGCUCCUCUUCCACGCAGCUUUCCAACUGGGCGCGCUACCUCAAGAACAAAUACGGGAACAGAAGCAACGCCAGCAGUGGAGACAGCAAUUCACGCAGCACGCUGAGCAGCAGUGGGAUGGGCAGCAGCGGCAGCAGCAGCAGUGCCGCCGGCGGUGCGAGUGCCAGCUCUCUGCUGGGCAGCGGCCGCACGGGGGGGCGGGCAAUCACUCGGUCCCGCUCCUCGCACCUUCUUGGUCUCGCCAAAGAGGGAGAAUCUUCAGAAGAUGAUUCAAAAAACGUGCACGCUACCCCUACUUCCCCGCUAGCAGGUACGGGGGUUCCUACUCCGUUCGGAAGUUUCCAUAGGAGCCAGUACCUGCAGAAGCAGCGCCUCUUACUUAAGAUCGGGAGUAGGGGUAGUGAACAAGGAAACUUUACAUGGCCAAGAGGCAUCGCUGUUGGGCCAGACAACAGCAUUGUGGUCGCUGACUCCAGCAACCACAGAGUGCAGGUGUUUGACCAGCACGGCAAAUUUGUGAAGGAGUUUGGCAGCUACGGCAGCGCAGAGGGUGAGUUUGACUGCCUGGCGGGCGUGGCCGUCAACAGGAUCGGCCAGUUCAUCAUCGCCGACCGCUAUAACCACAGGAUCCAGGUCUUUGAUCCCUCGGGCAACUUCCUCCGAUCCUUCGGCAGCCAGGGCAGCGGUGACGGCCGGUUCUCCUACCCUUGGGGCGUGACCACCGACGCCCUCGGGUUCAUCUACGUCUGCGACAAGGAGAACCACCGCGUGCAGGUGUUCCAGUCUGACGGCUCCUUCGUGGGCAAGUUUGGCUCCAUCGGCAGCAAGCCGGGCCAGCUGGAGCACCCACACUACAUCGCAGUCUCCUCCACUAACAGAGUCAUCGUCUCGGAUUCCAACAACCACCGCAUCCAGAUCUUCGACAUCAACGGCAAGGUGACCACCACCUUCGGCUCGGAGGGCAGCGAUGACGGGCAGUUUAAGUUCCCAAGGGGCGUGGCGGUGGACGACCAAGGGUACAUCUUCGUGGCGGACAGUGGCAACAACCGGAUCCAGAUCUUCCACCCCGACGGCACCUUCCUGAGGGCCUUUGGCUGCUGGGGGUCCGGCGAGGGUGAGUUCAAGGGUCUGGAGGGCGUCGCUGUCAUGUCCAACGGCAACAUUCUGGUGUGUGACCGCGAGAACCACCGCGUCCAGGUGUUCUAGAAGGUUGUGAUGGAACGCUGCUCUCAACUCUCCUCUUUGUGUUGUUAGAAGUCUACUGUCGUCGCCCUUUGUGAAGACUAAAUGCUACAGUCACCACCACUUUGCAACGUUCAAAGUCGACAAUCAACCCCCUCAUUGUUUAGAUGGAAAGCUACAAGCAACUCUGUUCUUUUUGUUAGUCUACAAUCAACACCCUUUUAGUGAAGAGGAAAAGCUGCAAUCGACUCCACUCUACUCUUAGUUGUGUUAAAAGUGUACAGUCAACUCCCUUCAUGUGAAGAUGGAAAGCUAGUCAAUUCCUCUUGUGAUCUGAAGCUAGUCAACUCAUCUAUCCUACGAUCAACACCGUUUUGAUGAGGACGGAAAACUAUUUAAUUCCCUCCAUCAAGACGCAAAGCUAGUCAACUCCUUCAUAGAAUUUGCCUGUUGUUUAAACCCUGACCUAGUUGGGUUAAGCGGAUUUUCUCAGUCAAUCCGCGCAUAACCUCCAGGGAGUUUAGUUUUAGCCUGGUUUGGGGCUGCGAGGAAGGUGGAGUGCCAAGCCGCUCCACUCCUCCACACACGCCUCAGACUUGUGAUUGCCUAAGUUACAAAGCAUCUGUUUUAAUGUGGUUUAAUAGAUUUUAAUGUGUUUGUAAAUAAAUGAAUUUUUUAUGAAUAUAUGGCAGCAUCAGCGCUGAAGAAAUAAGUCUAGGGCAUCUGCAAGCUUGAGAAAGACGUGUGUUGAUAACAGAACUAAGUUGAGCGUGUGAAACCUUUUGACCUGUGCCUUCGUAGUGUAUCCAUUGGUCUAAGUCAGUCUCUCAGCCAGUCUACUCAGGUGAGGCCAGCAAGCUCCAACCCUUGAGUCAGUCUUUGUCCUGUAUUACAAGACAUUUUCGUUUCUCUCAUCAACUAUUUCUAAAGGUCAAAGAGAGGGUCAAUCGGGUUAUAAUGAGUGUUUCUUUAGGUUCACCAUACAGAAGAAGGGUCAUACUAUCACCAGGGUCAUAAAACUACUACUGGAAAUGCCCCAAACUCCUAGGAAAGCUUUGUCUAAUAGGUGAACUUGGGCGACGAAAUUAAGAAUACGGCCCUUUUAUCAGCAGUCAGCCAGGCUACUCGGGGGGUGAGACCUUCAAGUUUUACCCCCCUGAGUCAGUCUGUUCAUCUCACUGAGCGGGGUGGGGCCAGCAAGCUCCACCCAGAUCAGAAAACAACCCCACAACCCCACGUACUCCUCACCAGCACUUGGCAGUCCCUCGUAACACCCUUAGUUCUUAACCCAUGUGUAGAUGCAUGCACGGCAGUUUGUUUAGCUGAUCACAAACAUACUACUGGUGAUAACUUUUUCACUCUUGUACAGCGAGCCGCGGGGAGUUCCACUGUGCUUCCCUCGGCUGUGUGGAACGGUCAGGGGGGAGAGGGUGCAACUUCUGCAUUGGACUUGUCUUCUAACUUGUUAUAAGGAAACUUUUUUUUCAAUGUAUUUACUACUCAAAAUAAUCUAUAUAUCAGUGUUGGAUACAUAUCGUUGUUUGUAGCCGAAAACUAUUUUUUAUUUGUUUGGUGCAGUGAACAGAGAUAUUACAGAGAAAAUAAAGACCAAGACACUGAUUUCUCAAGAUGCAAACUUACACACGCACACACACAUACAUACAUACACACACACAUGUAUGGUUGUGGAUAUAAACAUCAAUCACUUUACUGUAAACUUGUGAAGACUCUAGCCCCUUUCCACAUGGCAAGUCACAGGGUGUAGGAGGAGUGAGGGAGACCAAGAGAGGGAGGAAUGACCUGGCAGGGAAGAGAGGAGACAACAUGGAAAGGUACUAGAGACACAAGUUUUAAGUGCACUGAUCUUUUAGUCCACAACUUUACACAUUAAGGUAGGUGAAUUGUGAGUCUUCAAUGUCUUCCCUUUGGCUUUAUUGCUGUGGUAAAAUAUGUAUAGCAAUGUAAGAGGUGAUAUUGGUCCCUUACCCAAACCUCUCAUGCUGUAGAUGUACUUCAACUGGUCUACAAUUAUGUUUUCUCUGUCCUUAAAUUCAGCAGUACAGUUGUGAUGAAAGUAUUGAUCCACCUCACUCUAAACUCAAGGUUUGGUAGCUCCUCUCUGUGCCAAAAGUCUAGUUAUGUAAUGAAUGAGUGAGGAAGGGAAGAAGGAAAUGUGCAGAAAGGAGAUACCAAACCAAAAGGAGGACUAAUAACUUGUCACCAACUGUACAUCUCUACCAAUAUAGUUUGUAAUUCACCUUUUUCCUUCUGUAAGAGUAUGGGCUACUGUCACCAGCCUCGUCCAACCUUUGGGGUGGAAGACUCACUAUUUACUAUGAAGAAAUUUUAAUAGAAUUUGAGAAAAUAAAAUCUGGUAAAUA
Eriocheir sinensis (Chinese mitten crab) is the source of this 6896-nucleotide messenger RNA. It is a transcript of the gene tn, whose product is annotated as RING finger protein nhl-1-like. The coding region runs from base 352 to 4539 and encodes 1395 amino acids. The transcript has 9 exons. Gene Ontology annotation, molecular function: protein binding; translation repressor activity; ubiquitin protein ligase activity. The record is from RefSeq and is a predicted model, not a curated record. Gene Ontology annotation, biological process: protein polyubiquitination; proteasome-mediated ubiquitin-dependent protein catabolic process; negative regulation of translation. NCBI's taxonomy places the organism in Eukaryota, Metazoa, Arthropoda, Malacostraca, Decapoda, Varunidae.